Messenger RNA from Racocetra fulgida, 929 nucleotides. The record is from the annotation of a GenBank genome assembly. Lineage: Eukaryota; Fungi; Glomeromycota; Glomeromycetes; Diversisporales; Gigasporaceae.
CACCCUUGUGCACCUCAAAAUAUAUUACAAGCAACUGUGCCAGUUUCUAGCUCUGAACCCUUGUCUAAUUUAGAUUCGCAAUUUCAAGUGGUAAAAGAUCCCAAUGCUAGAAAAUCAGGCGAGUCUGUUAAACAAUGGGGAUCGAGAUUACGAAAAAAAGUCAAAGAAUUAGGUGACAAGGAUCGUGAAGAAGAAAAGCAUGAAGAGCAAGGAUUUUUUGAUGAACCUAAAAUCGAGGAAGCAAAUCUUCAGCGUGAAACAUCUCCAAUGGUACAGCCAAAAAUUAAUGAGUCAGAGACUCGAGGCUAUGCCUCUCCUGAAGCUGGUCCAGGCCCUCGUACCCAAGCUCAUCGUGAAGAAUUGCAACCUGUUCAAGAAUUGCCUAUUCACGAAGAAGGAUUUCUAGAUUUAGAUGUAGAAGUACCAUGGCCAGUUCGAUUUCCAUAUAAUGAAGAGCAUCGUGUAAUAUGGCAAAAUGGAAUUCAGACCGCAAAGAAUAUGUUUAAAGUAGAUGGAGCCGAAUAUGCUUUCUCAACCUGGUUUACAGAAGCUAAAGAGAAAGAUUUGGCCAGUGUAAUAUUAGGAGCAGAAAAUGAAGAUGAAGCUAUGCAGAAGAAUUAUUUAGAAGAAGAAGAAAUCAAUGAAAUCAUAAAAUUGGCAGUAGAUGCUUAUAGAGCAUCAGAUAAAGAAAGUAAAGCCUGGUUAGAACAUGUGGAACAAGAAAUAGAAUCAAAAAAAUUUGAGGCUGGGAUGACUGAAAAGCGGGCUCAAGAAAUUUUAAAUGCGAUUGAUAAUGGCGAGUUCUUAAUAAGGGUAAAAUUCAUUCGAGAUAAUUCUGUAUAUGGAGAUAAAUCUCAAACAAGAUUGCUUUUAAAAUUAUUGAUAAAUAUGAGCCUAUUCGUGAAUCAAAAAAGGCAGGUGGAAAAUAC